Molecule: messenger RNA, 705 nt
Organism: Alternaria atra
Lineage: Eukaryota; Fungi; Ascomycota; Dothideomycetes; Pleosporales; Pleosporaceae
Exons: 3
Coding region: 1-705 (234 amino acids)
Source: RefSeq, a predicted model, not a curated record
AUGAAGCGACCAUCGCUUAGCAUGCGGAACCUCAGGUCUUUUGCAUCGGCUUCCGAGACCAUGGAUGAGGGACAGCCACCACCCGAAGGCGUGGUUGCCCCUCACACAGAAGCUCCACUCAAACGCCGACGAGCUGACUCGGAAAGUACAGCGUCGAUCGAGUCCAAUCGCUCUGUCCGCACUUUGGCCUCCGAUGAUCUGGAGUAUAUCCAUGAAAAUGGACGAACGUACAGCAAUGAGACGUACUAUCUACCAUGCGUAUACAAGCCACAUAACGAUUUUGUAGAGCAAGAUCGUCUAUCUUUACAACACGAAGUCUUUGUUCGAGCACUUCAUGGCAAGCUUACCACUGCGCGAUUGUUGCCCACCACGCGAAGGAUACUCGAUUUGGGUACAGGACCGGGUCAUUGGGCUGUUGCCAUGGCGCGUCAAUACCCGCAUGCGGAAGUCGUUGGAAUUGAUAUGACUGAAUGGGAUAUCGAUACUACCGAGGCCACGUUAGGCGAUGCUAGGGUGACGUGGGAACUCGACGAUCUUGACGUCUGGGGAAAAGAGAUGGAUGUUGACGAGCUAAUCAAUCAGCUCUCUACUCUGGACUUGGCUACCGAGAUGGCACAUCGGAAUCCUGUAGAGUCGCUCAGGAAACCGAAAUCAACGGCUGACCUCAAUCAUCGCGGGGGUGGAGUACUCCAGAGGAGUCUCUGA